Molecule: messenger RNA, 689 nt
Organism: Salvia splendens (bonfire salvia)
Lineage: Eukaryota; Viridiplantae; Streptophyta; Magnoliopsida; Lamiales; Lamiaceae
Product: protein MOTHER of FT and TFL1
Exons: 4
Coding region: 1-531 (176 amino acids)
Source: RefSeq, a predicted model, not a curated record
AUGCGUCGGGCGUCGCUGGAUCCGCUCGUGGUGGGCCGUGUGGUCGGAGACGUGCUCGACAUCUUCGUCCCGACUGCGGAGCUGGCGGUGCGCUACACCGCUCAGAAGAUCAGCAUCAACGGCGGCAAGGUCAAGCCGUCCUCCGCCGCCGAACGGCCCAAAGUCCGCAUCACCGGCGCCCCUAAUAACUACUACACUCUUGUCAUGGUUGAUCCUGACGCUCCUAGUCCGAGUGAACCCACAUUUAGAGAGUGGCUCCAUUGGCUAGUCAUAGACAUUCCGGAGGGAUCCGAUGCCAGUGAAGGGAAGGAGCUAAUGGCGUACAUGGGACCGCAGCCGCCGAUCGGGAUCCAUCGUCACAUAUUUGCAGCUUUCCGGCAGGCGGGGCUAAUGGAGACGGUGAAAGGGAAGCCGGCAGAGAGAGUACUUUUCAGUACGCGCCAAUUCGCGAGCGAGAAUCAGCUUGGUCUCCCCGUCGCGGCUCUCUACUUCAAUUCUCAGAAACAACCAGCCGGAAUCAAGAGACGUUAAAUAUUUAUAAACAGUCUCUUCCUCUCUACUAUGUUUCUCUCUUCCGUGACCUUGUGCGUAUGUAUUCAUUAUCAUAUACUGUAGUAUAUAUUAAUUGACGUAGGAGUCGUGUUUCUAAAAUGUUGCAUAUAAUUUUAAUUUAUUUUCUUUCUACUUUA